CUUCUUGGACGGUCCGUUAGCGCCUCCUUGCCUAUAGCGGUUCUUCGUAUGUCCCGGCGGUAAAAUGGCUGCGCUGGUAGUUAGAACCUCGGGUCGACUCCUGCGAAAGACAGCCGAAUAUCCCGCGGCCGGCGGGCUGGUUGCGGACCGAGUUGGCUGUUGGAACUGCUUUCAAGGAGCAAAACGUUACUUGUUAACAGAAGAUGUUCUGCAGUUACGUAAAUUUCAAGAAAAGAAGUUGGAAAAUGAAUAUAAAAUAUAUGGACAAAAAGAUGCAUUUUUCAAAACUGUUGAAAAAAAGUUAGCAAACAAUGCCCUCAUCCUCAAACCCGAAUUAAUAAAUGUAUUAUAUCUAUGUCAAUCAAAAAAUGAAAUAGAAUUAGUCAAAAGAACCAUAUACAGGUAUCACGAAGAGAACAGCAACAGAGCCUUUGGGGAGUUCAGAUUUGGACCUAUAUUUAUGAGGUUAUGUUAUGAACUAGACCUUGAAGCAGUUGCACUGGAACUCAUCAAAGACCAGACUCUAAAUGGUUUCUUUGGAGAUUACACAUCAUUCAAUAUAUUAAUGGACAUGUUAUUUGAAAAGGGCCAUUAUGAAGAUGCUCUGAACGUGCUAUUAAAAAUGGACAGGGAAAAUAUAAGAUUCAAUCAAGACACCUACUUGCUUGCAUUUGCAAUAUGCUACAAACUGAACAGUCCAGAAGCUUGGACAGUUGUGAAUACGUUACUUGAAGAUAAACAUCUCCAUGGACAUGAGCUUUCAAGAAGGACACAAUAUUUUAUAGUAGCACUUGGUCUGAAACAGAAUGACUUUUUGAAGGCCCAAUACUAUUUUUCACAGUUGCAGCCCACUGAAAGUAUAGUAUAUGAUAAUCUAAAGAUUCUUCUUUUGGCUGCCUUUGGAAAUCUAAAGAAUCUUGUGGAAACACUGGAAAAAGCUUCAAAAAUUGAUACAUACUUUGUGAGAAAACCUAAUUUUUGUAAGGAUGUGAUAAUCUCUGCCAGAGAAAAACUAGAACUCAAUCCAGACUUCAUUAUUCAGUUUGAAGAAAUUGUCAACAAGUUAAAAGUCUCAGGACAGAUAAAUGAACUGACUCUGGAUGACCUGCUGUGUGAGGUCCCUCACCCCAAAGGGUACAAAAUGCAGCUGUUGAAAGAAACAAAACGGAGUCAACGAACUUUACAGCCUCUUCAGUCGUUUCUGCUAACGGAUUGAACGCACUUUCUCCACCAGGAAUUCUUUCCUAAAAUACGCCUGCCUCUCUUACAAGAUUUUCAUUUAAUAUGGGAUUUUUUGGAGGAAUGUUGAUAUUCAUAAAUUAUACGAAUGGUUUUGCUGGUAUAUUGCCAAGUAAAUAAUGUAAAGACCUGACAUAACUUCAUAGUAGGCAUUCUGCAAAAACAGUUAAAACAAACUGCAGGGAAAAUUAGAGUUUGACAAGCUCAUCAAGGCUUUUCUUGAUUCCAUAUUGUCAUGUUCAUUGGUUUCUAUUGGAGAGAAAGUGGUACGGAGAA
Molecule: messenger RNA, 1515 nt
Organism: Thamnophis elegans (Western terrestrial garter snake)
Lineage: Eukaryota; Metazoa; Chordata; Lepidosauria; Squamata; Natricidae
Gene: PTCD2
Product: pentatricopeptide repeat domain 2
Exons: 10
Coding region: 65-1216 (383 amino acids)
Biological process (GO): mitochondrion organization; regulation of mRNA processing; multicellular organism development
Cellular component (GO): mitochondrion
Molecular function (GO): RNA binding; protein binding
Source: RefSeq, a predicted model, not a curated record